This is a messenger RNA of Xyrichtys novacula (pearly razorfish), 31671 nucleotides long. The record is from the annotation of a GenBank genome assembly. NCBI's taxonomy places the organism in Eukaryota, Metazoa, Chordata, Actinopteri, Labriformes, Labridae.
GUACACGUUGGCUUGUUAGUGGUAGCAACCAGCUGGAGGUCUCCUCUAGCGGUGUUUUGGUUCGGUCGAGCCCACUUUUCAAGAUGACAGCGAGGAAAUCCGGCUCACGACUCGAGACAGAGAUAGAGAGGUGCCGUUCAGAGAGUCAGUGGGACAAGAUACCAGAGUUGGUGCGACAGCUCUCGGCCAAACUCAUAUCCAACGGUAAGAAACAUGCGGGCUUCUCUGUCGGUCCUUCAUUCAGUGUGGAGGCCUCUCCUCCCUGGGACUCAGUCCUCGGUACUUCCUGACAUUGGCGACCGAUGUCAGGAGUUUUUCUGAGCCAGACUCUGGUUACAGCUUAUUAGGUCAGAAUAGAGACUCGUUGUAUUUCAUGUUGUGCUCCGAAUUGGCGUUUUGGGGAUCUAUGUAGUCCACACUGUGCUAUGCUUUAUCCUCUAAUUUAGAGAACUAACUGCAAACAGCAGACCCAGAAGUCUUGACAGUUCUGCCCCCUUGGUUCGCCUUUCCUCCAAACGGAACUCUAUUAAAAAUGUCAUCAUGUUAAUAUUGUCUUCCUUUCUUGUCGAAAUGACUUCCUAAAAACGAGGAUUUAGUCUUGAAUCCUGGACUCACAUCGAAACUAGCUUCACAUCUGUUAGCUGUUCGGCUGUUUGCUUCAUGCUAGCUGUCAAACUGUAUAUAAACACAGGAGAAACUCUUGUUGAGCAUAGAUGCUGUCAUUUUGUCGCAUUUCUAGACUGUGUUCAAGGUUUACAGCCAGGGAUAUCCAAGUGAAGCUUAUUUAUAAAGCAUCACUCAAAACCAGAGCAGUGUUACAUACUUUACAGAGUAAUAGACAAAAUAACAAUAGCAUUAACAGCACUACAUAUGACAUUUUGAUAAAUAUGCAACACAUUAAAAUGUAAGAUCAAUUAAGGAGGGCAUGAAACAGGAAGAAAAAUAAAAUCCAAUUAUUACAAUUAUUUGAAUAUCCUAAAAUUGUAUGAAUACUGAUAUAUUCCCUUUGUGUGUCUUGAGUUUUAACAUACAUACACAGAUUCAUCUACUCCCCUUGCCUUGAGUAAAGUGGAUGCACAGUUUGUGUCAGACACAGCCCAAGCUUCCCUGAAAACCUCAUACAGGGGACUGUGUUGAUACAAUCUACCCACAGUCUUUACACUUGGACUCACAAGAGUUUAUGCUCUGAAGUCACUGACAAUAGAGUCCUGUUCUGGAUUGUGAUUCAUCACCUGAUCUUAUCUAGAAUUUAAUCCUGAUUAUUAAUUCACCCCUUGGUCCUGUAGCUUAAUGCCCAUGCAGGUUAAUUCACCCAUAGAUUUAGAGUUGCAGGUUACCCAGUGUCAAAUCACAGCUUCCAGGCUGGCUCAGGACUUCCAAAUACCUCCACAGGGGCACUUCACACAGUCCAACAAGCAUCUAUCUAAUCACAUAAUUGAAUUGUUUGAAAUUAAUGUAAAUCUAUCAUGAAUAGGUGUUGAAAUAUUAAAUUGAAAACCAUUAAAAUAAUGUAUUGCAGUUCCUAAAAACUCAUUAAAAGUGAUUAAUAUUGCAAAGUUUUGUAGGUUAGAAAAAUGAUAAAAAGUGAUUUAAAAAAAAAACUUGCAUCCAUUUGUAGGAAGAUCAAGUUUAGCAAAGAAACAUAUUAGCUCAGACUUGAGUUCAAACUUAAAAUUGGUCAGAGUCUGGGGCAGUUUACCAUAAUCUGGGAGAUGAACACAGGUAUAUGCUGCUCAAUAACAAUGGUUGCAGUAUCCAUAGAUAUCAGUUUUGAUGUAGAGCUGCUUUUAAUGCAACAGAACUCUAAGAAUUGUGGAAAAACAUUAAACCGUCCCAUCUCAUUGUAUGAUCUAAGUCUACCCACUUCCAUCACUCUGCCAUCCACAUAUCACUUAUGGGAGUCUCGUCGAUUCAACAGAACAGGCGACAGAAGCGAGAGCCUCUAAUGCUCUACCUGGUCUUAAGUUGAGGCUUUUUAUGCUUCUGUAUCUUGUCUACACAUUGUGAAUCAUUGGUUACAGUCCAAUAGCAGGUAAAGAAGAUAAAGUUGGGCUACAGUCAGAAGUGUGAGGCACAGCUUUGCAGCUCUGUGUUAAAUUACUUUGUUUCAUAGCUGCAUGUGAACAUAAUUAAGAUGGAAGGAAGCUUCAGCAGCCUCAUGCGAAUCGCUGAGGAAUAAAUCAUAAAUGAAGACUGUGAAGGCCAACCUGUUGGAGCGCUCCUGAAUUUGAAAAAUGUGAUCAUUAACAACCAUGGCCGAGGGGGCAAUUAGAGAAAUUGAUUCUGUUUUAUGGUUUAUGUGCAUGUGGUGAGAACCACUUCAGGAUUUUGACUCUCCAGACAAAUGAACAACUUUUAAGCACAAGAAUUCCAGGUGGCCUGGUGAAUUUGUUUGAGAAUGCCUGAUCUGAUUUGAGGCUAAACCAGAAUGCAAGAGAGGUUUGUUGUGAGCUUUACUUAAACAUUAUUGUCCGUUUCCGUCUGAAACUGUAGAAUGGUUGAAAAUGUUUUCCUUUCAUUAUUUUAAUGCGAGUUUCUGCAGAUAUGUGAUUGCACGUGUACAUGACCAAAACAAGAUAGCUGACCAUGGAACAGUUGUACACGAUUAGAAUUUAGCAGUCAACUUCUGAACACUGUGAAACUGUUGUUAUUAUGAAACUGCACUGGCACAUGAGAGCUGUGAGCUCUGGUAACUGACUGGGAUCAGAAACAGGAUUACUUAUCUUUCCACCCUUUGAAACCCUGAAUACUCUCAAACACUCAAUUCACAAGUUUGUUCAGGCUGUGCAUAAUUCUGCCUGGUAUGUGUGUUGCAGUCUUUCCCCAUGUUAAUGCACCUGAACUGAAGCCAACUACAAAGAGAAUUUUCAUACUGCCGAUUUUCAGGACCGGGACUAAUCCCAGAGGGGACAUGCAUAAUGUUUAGAAAUGCUUUUAUUUGUAAAAUUAUCUGAUAGAAUGUCAGAGAAAUAGUGUGUUUUUUUUUCUUUAAGAUGAGCUCCAUGUUUCCAUAAAGUCAGUUGGUCACUGAAACAAAGUCUGUCAUGUUUGUUUUGGAUGCUGAAUGAUAUGUAAAAUUCUGAUAUUAUCCCACUUGUUCCUGUGUAGUGAUUUGACUUCCUAAUUAUUGUGUUAACACACAGAUAAAGACACAAAACAUGAACUUUUUACAAAGCACCAGGAAAACUACACCACAUUUAACCACAUGUCAAACAGUCAACAUAUACUUUUAUAGAACAUUUGUUAAGGUGCUUUUUGCCAUCUUGUGUGUAGAGGUUCACAGUAACAGCAUUAGAUCACCUGAAGGGUUCAUUUGUAAUCACACCUGAGCAUAAUAGCUCAAAAUAAGAAAGCUAUUAAAAAGAUUGCAGUUGGUUUUUAAUGAGUGAGUGAUACACAUCUACCUGCUAUUUACAAGCUACAUUUUACCAGCAUUUAGCUGCUAAAUUUGAACCUAGAUUCUAAUGGUAUCUAGGCUCAAACCUGCAGAAGUUUAUGUUGCCAUCUACUCCAGAUGAACAGUCUGAAUAACCCUUGGAUUAAAUAUGUGCUCAUCUAAGACUGGUAGUUAAUCAAUUUUAGACCUAAGUGAUCACCUGAGAUAUGGAGUGACUUUGUUUACUAACCCUAAAGUGGAGUGGUGGUGAGACAAAGUUUGUGCAGCUGUGUGUUAAUGGUUCUUGUGCUGAAUAUUGUACGUUUAUGUGCACACAGAUGACCUAGGGGAGCUGUUGCUGGGAGAAUGCAAGCUUCAGACGUACCUGAAGGAAAACCCCAUCAAACAGGGAGCCAGUCCAAGGGGCCCGAGACCUAAACUGGUGGAGGUCAGAAAACACCUCACUGCUGCACUGGACAGAGGAAAUCUUAAGGUAACUGUGAGUGACAAGAUGGUAAACGCAUUGAGUAAACAGCUCGUUGUUUAGGUCUUGGCAAUAUUUCACACUUUUGUAUGUUCAUGUUUUUAUACUUCUACACAUUAUGAUCACAUCACAAUCCUGAUCCUUUUGUUGUCUGUCCUGUAGGCUGAUUAUUUGCAGGAAGCUAGCCUGUUGAUGGCCAAACUGUGUUAUGUGGAGGGAGAAUACAGAGACGCUUUAGGUAAUACACAUAUUUCUUUGGGUUUCUAUUCCAUCUGUUAUUUUUGUUCAUGUUCCUGGUUUUGAAAAUGCAGUUUUGUUUGAACAUGAAAUAACACUUAACUUAUCUGAGUAUUAACCGAUACAUAAUUGAUGUAUUGGCAGGUCACUAUGGCAGAGUGAACCUUGAUGACAUGCAGCUGGUUGGAGCUCCUGUGUACAGACUGUCUAUGAUUGCAGAGGCAUAUGCCACCAAAGGUAUGGACUGUUGUAUACACAUGCACACCUGGUCAUUGUUAUGGCUCUUCACAGUCAACAGCAAAGUAGUCAGGUGUUCUGUUUUCAUGUUGUCCUUCCAUGCAACCAUUCACCUCACUGCUGUAAAUGAUGCUUAGUAAUUACUUUGAGAGUAUGUCUUCCACAUGCCUUAUGCCCUGCCUGCAGGUUAUAGUUCAUAUGCCUGUGCUGGUUACACAAUGCUCCAGUUGAGGCAAUCAGACAGAGUGCAUACAGCUUAACCUUCAUUUCCAUAUCUAAAUACUAAACCAAGAUGCCAUCUGUUGUCUGUGUUGGUUUAUAUACCAAUAUUGGGGAAUUACAGUAGAAUGGCAGUCACCAUUAACCGCAGCUAGUGGCAGGUGACUUUGCUGCAGUGUGGACACAACAUGUCUUUUCAGGCCUACAAUGAUAAAAUAUUAAUCACUCAUACCAAUUUGUAACACCGGUGCCAACUAGAGAGGGUGACAACACUGAAAUUAUAGACAACUCAUUGCGCACAUCCUUAACAUCAUGUUGAGAAUAGGACGGGGUAGAAUAUCUUUGUUGUCAUUGCACCAAGUACAAUGAAACUUGGUCUCCAGCUUUCAGUUGUGCAACAUUAAGAGAAAAAGGAGAAAAAGAGACAAUUUAAAAUAGACAAAAUGAUGCAAAUAAGCAACACAAUAAUAAAUAAAUGGAAAAAAGUAGUUAUGUUGAAGCAGCAGUUAUGAUGGUGGCUGGUGGCUUGACAUCUCUGCAUCGCCUGGACAAAAUUUCAAAACAGCUGGUUUAUUUUAGAUUUUUGAAUGAUGCCAUUCUUUAUUAUCUAGCAGAAAAUCUCCACUUGAUAUUCUACUCACACACCUGGUCUGACUUGAUAAGAUUUGAUUAGUAACCAUAUACUCUGCAGAGAAACUGAGGAAGGGUCACCCUGGUGUUUUCAUGUCCGAGAAACUGCUCACCUCCCAAUAAUCCAGUUCAUCCAGAUAGCUGCACUACUACAGAUCUCCACAUGGGGGCAGUGUUAUAUAGGCAAUACUGAGCAGCUCUGGAAGAAACUGUAAUAUGAAUAAGUGUCCCAUAGUUACAUAUGAGGCAUCUCUUGUUGCUUUUGGAAAAUAUAUUGAAUUUGCAUUUUGAAUUUUAGCAUCAAAUUUACCUUUGAUCUUAUUUUAUAAUUAUAUAUGUAUCCAUGUAACAGGCUAUACUGUUAUUUAUAACCAAAGCCUUUUGUUUGAAAUGACUAUCAUUCAUUUAUCAUGGGUUUAGACAUGUAGUAGAUGAAUUUGAAGUCAUCAGUAGUGUAGGGUGACAAUGAGUGUAAAAUCUACAAAAUCUACAAAACCAGACCUGCUGAUUCUUGUACCAUGACUUCUGCUUCUUUUUGCUAUUUUUGGGCCAGCCUGAUUCGCUCUCCCUCUCGCCCCUCAGGACUGUGUUUAGAAAAGGUCCCUGCUGCCUCUCCAUCUCUGUCCAAUAAGAACACAGGAUCUCCAUCAUCUAACAGGAGCACAACAGAUCGGGAGCAGGAAAUCAUCACCUGCUAUGAAAAGUCAGGAGACAUCGCUCUGCUCUACCUGCAGGAGGCUGAGAAGGUAAAUGUUUUGCUUUGUUGUUUUACUAUCAUUCUUGUUUGAAAACCAUCUACUGAAUUAUUUUCUCUCAUGGUGUCACACAAUUACUCUCCAAAAGUCUUGUAAGUGACUGGACUUCAAAGUGCUCUGCUCCCUGUGGGGGUGUGAUAAAUAAUCUGCUGACAGUGCAAAAGUUUGACUAAUGCAUUCUGUCACUGACGGCCAGCUGGCUAACCAAUCCUUUUUUUCUGUAUCUGAAGAAUGUAAACAACAGUUAACUCUAGUGAAAGACAAGAGGAUCCAACUAAAACAAAAAUCCUCUAGACAAUUUUUGAGCCCACCUGAGAAAAAACUACUUCUAUAAGGGGAUUUGCAUUGGCUCCUCGAUACAUAAUGACAGGUUCUGCACAGGGAUACAUCUGUUCUCUCCUACACCACUGUAGGUUUUCUUCAGUGUUGCAGAAUCAAGUAACAUAGACAAGACAAGAAAGAAGGAAUAACUGAAGGAAGUUUAAUGUACCAACAAGAGACAUGCUGCUACAGCCUCAGCUAUAACAUCUCAGCUGUUUCCUCCUCCUGGUCAGGGUUAGGAUCUGGGUCAUAUAUGUAGUGCCAUGACCUGGGCUCCCCUGGUGCACUUGCCAGGCGUUGAGGAUGAUACAUUUCGAAAAGGCUCUUUCAAACUAACUUAGAUCUAAAACUUAAUAAAUACAUAUUUUAUCUUCCAUUUAAAAACACUUAAUUCUUAGACAAAGAGUUUUAAAGAAUUCUCUCUUGAUUGUUUUGACAUUAGCUGCUGAUAUUUGUUGUCUUUUAAUGGAGCCCCCUGAGCCCUGACCACUUUAAAGUAGAAUUUAACUUGUUUACACACGUUACGAGAAGUUAACAGUUAACUUUACCUGUUUGCAUCAGCAGGUAUUUUUUUUCAUAUAUUAAUUAUUUCUAAGAUUUUAGGGCAAACAGCUGUGCAUAUCUGAACAUAGUUGUGACUGUGGCUGUUUGCUAAGCGACAAGGCUCUGGCCUAAAAUUCACCUCUUCCUCUCUCCUGCUUUUUUCCUCAUCCCCCCAGAUAAUUGUUGGAGGAGUCAGCACAGUGUUAAUUUAGAAAGUUAUGACAUUAAAUGUUCGUCAAAGGCAUUUUUUAAUGACAAAGACAAGACAAUGAUGAGCUGAGAAUUCACUACUAAUAAUGAAAACUCACAAGCAUAAGUUUUGCUUUCAUUACCAAGACGAGGUGGGACUUAAAAGUUAGGGGUAGACCAUUUCACAUUAAAGUCCCAUGAUAUUUACUCCCCCAGUUUAGUAUUUGAUACACUUUGACAGCCAUUGUUUCUUCUGCUGUUAACUGCUGUUGGUAGCUCCUUGUCAAAUCCUAAAUUUAUCACAGUUUAGAAAGUUUAGUGAGAUGUUUCACAGCUUUGAUCAACUCUGAAUCAUCAGAGACUAUGUUGCAGCUUAGAGCACAAUGAAGUGAAUGUUUGUAAAGAAUGCCUGCCACCACAGCUGGGGACCACAAGUACACAAAGCCCUUUCUUUUCUGAACACACGUUUGUUCAUUGCGCUUUAUUUUAAGUCCACAAAACAGGAUAUAGCCAGAGUGUCCGCAGAAAGAGGGUUUUGCGACUUGUCGUCUCCAAAGUGGCUUAAAUUUGUUCACAUCAUACAGGAUUAUAAGCACUCUCCAAUAGAGUUAAAUUGCUAAGCCCCGAAAAACAGCCCUGCACCAUUAUCCCCCACCAAACACUGCAGUGGGUCUCAUCUUCUUGGCAUCCACCAAACCUAGAGACAUCUAUCAGACUGCUAGGUAGUGAGGUAUGAAUCACCACUCCAAAGAACUUUUUUCAUUGCUCCAGAGUGCUGUUGCAGCAAGCUUUACACCACUAGAGGGUUCAUGGUAUUGCAGAUGGUGAUGUGAGGCUUUUAUGUGCCCGCAUUGCCAAAGAAACUUGAUUCACCGAGCUCCUGAUGCACCGUUUGAGAGCUGAUUUGUUUCCAGAGGCAGUUUGGAGCUCUGCAGAGUGAUGCAAUAGAUUACAGGUGAUUUUUAUGCAGUGAGUUUGGCUGAGCCGUUGAUGCUCUGAGGCACUUCUCAACAACAGUACUUGACACUUGUAUCAGGUAUGUUAUGUUGUAGAUCAAGUAUGGCAGAAAUUUCACAGAGUAAUGUUUGGCAAAUGUUGCAGUCUAAUGCAGUGCUGUGUAGAAAUCAGAUAAGCUCUUGAUGUGUGUUUUAGAGACUCAGUGACUUUGUGUUGGACUUGAAAUGACUGCUGCUUUACUACAUUGCUACAGACCAGAAUUAGUAAGGGUAUCCUCUGACUUUGUGCUUGACUUCUCUGAUGUAAUGAUGCUUGGAGACCUUUGUAUUGAGUGUUUGGUUCUUUUCAGUUGGGAAGUGUUCAGGCAAAGCUUGCUCCAAGUUUUCAUUUUUCAUUUUUUUUUUAAAAAUUACAUUUACACCUCUUACCGUUUGACUGUAUUUCUUUUUCUGCAGGCUUUGUCAGCAGGAAUCCAGAACCGCAGCCCCAAGCCUGGCCCCACUUCCCAGGACCUGGAACUAGGCUACUUCCUGGAGACAGGCCUACAGAGAGCCCAUGUCAUCCACUUCAAAAACGGGUAGGAUAAUUGGCAGCAGAGACAUAGAUAGGGCAGUGUGUUAAGAGUGUGUUUACACUCUUGUAAAAAAUUUCUACUUCAUGUCUCUUUAGAUGGCUGUCAGUUGCCCAGCAGAAGCAAAGACCAACCCUUUGUGGGCACUGUCCACCCACUUUGCACUCAUCGAGUUUUCAAGCUGCUGACAGCUUGAUAAAAGAAAAAAAAGUGUGAAAAAUAACAUACGCAGUGCAGCAGAAAGUAGUUGUUGUUUUCAGUUGCAGGGCUGAGCUAAAUGAACAAACUCUUAAGUUAACUACAUAAACCUGCACUAUUUUCUGUCUUUGUAGCUGUGUCUUCACCCAGUGUUGGUUUAUUGUUUUUGAAACUAUCUGUGAAGAUAGUUCAAGUAAGGAAUAUAAACUCCCACAGACGGCAGAUGAGCCUUUUCCCCUUGAAUUUGACUUGAGUGUCUGAGUUUAAACUUCAUCACACAGGGAGUUACAAAUUCAAACUCAAAGGAGAAUUUACUUUACUGAAAUCGCCUUUCAGAAUUCCUGACUAGAACAACUCUUAAAAGCUCGCUCUCAUUCGAAGCCGCCAGCAUGUCAAAUUAGCUAGCACAGCAUGAAAUAUCCAACAAACAUAAACAAACAUCAAAGACGUAAGAUGUGAAUGUUAAUGUUCAAAUGUAGUGAACUUAAGUUUCCAGCAUCACCUGAAGACAAACUUUUGCUGUGUCAUGUCUCAGGAAAAAAAAAACAUCUACUGAUGAUGCUGCUAAAUCUUCACAAGUACACUGACUCGCACUGUGAUAAAACUUUGGCUGGAAGUUUGCAAAUGACGGUUCUGUGAUAAUUUAAAAAAAAUGCAUGCUACACAUUCUGACCUAUGGCUUUCUUUUUGUUUCUUCACCACCUUCAUAUAGAAACCUUACCCGAGGUGUGGGGCGGUUUCGUGAGAUUCUUCGGGCUGUCGAGACCAGAACCACCCAGAGCCUGCGCAUGGUAAGGAAGGAUGUGGGAGACUGUCUUUGGUUUGGUCUCUACUGAGUUAGUGGUAUAUGAUUUGACUUAAAUUUCUUUUUCACUCUGUGGCUAAGACUUAUCUUUAUGAAAGUGCUGGUGGUUAGAGGAAGAAAAAAAGAGGCAUUUACCCCUCCAUUUCUUCCUUUUUAUGCCCUUUAAGAAAUAACGUUGCAGAUCUUACUUUACAGGUGUUGUUCUCUGACCAAGCUGAGCUGUUUAUCCAAAAGACUUCAGCAGUUUGUCAGUGUGGCUGUCACAAUCUUGUUUUCUGGACAGAGAACUAUUUUGAGUUGGAAUGAGAGGGUGGAAUAGGGGAGGAGUGAGACGUUGGCAAGUGCUGAGUCAUCAGCUGAUGCUGACACUAUCUUGGUCCGCUAGCUUCCUCUGUUUCACAGUGUGACUUUGAUAUUUCUUGGGAUUCCUCAUUUUGGCCCACAAAAAGAAGGCAGAAAAAAAGGUGCACAUGGAAAAAAGUUAAGCCGCCUCCCUUUGGCAUCCUUUAGCAACAUUUUUAUAUCAGGUGUAUCCUUUUUUUUUCUAAAAGCACACUCUUUUUUUUAUUUAUUCUGCUCCAAAUGAGAUUUUAUGCUACAAAAACAAAUGUCAUAUUAUGUUAAGGAAGAUUUACAACUCUGAAUGAAGAACAUACAUUCAGGAGGAAAAUCUGGUUUGUCUCUAUCCAGUCAGACUUCAUCUGUGACUAGAGCCACUCCUUGUAGGUCAUAAGUAAUUGAGGUCAAAGACACUUAUUUUUGUAUUUCACUUUUCCUACCUUGUGGACACAUCUUACUUAUACAUUAUUCAUUCUUAUUUUGUUUGAUCCUGUUUCCACUCUUCCUUUGUGAAGGAAACUGGCUCUUCUUACUUAUGCCAAAUAUAGGCUCAUGUUAAAUUUACUGUUAGCUGCAGGUUUCAAAAAGGUUUGGACAAGGGCAUGUUCACUAUUGCUCCUUAGUUUUCUUUUGUCCUACUUUUUGGUUGCAUGCCACACAUUGUGACAAGAUACAACUGCAGUUAAGCCCCCCAAAAAGUCAAAUUCUGAUUCCUUGGACCACAGAACAGUUUUUUACUUCAGCUCAGGCCAUCUUAAAUGGGCUUGAACCCAAAGAAAUCAGCCGCAUUUCAGGAUCAUACUUAGGUACAUUCAUUUUUCUGUGGUACAGUUUCAAGUGGUACAGUGGUUUUGGAAGUGACUUUGAGUUCAAGCAAGGAUUUUGUGUUUCAGAGUCCUGUCUGUGUUUGAAACAGUGCCACUCGAAGGAUUCACAGUCAUCUGUAUUGAUUCUGUUCUUUUUAUGCAGAGAUUUCUGCGGAAUCUCUGAAUCUUUUAAUAAUAUCAUAUACUGCAGAUGACAAAAAUUCACAAUUUUCAGUUUCACACUGAGGGACAGGAUUCUGGCAUUGUUGAAUUACUUACCUAUCUUAACUUCGAAGGACUUCUUCUUUCACAGUGAUACCCAGCAUUAUCCAGACUGCUUCACUCUGGAAAAUUUGAGUUUUAUUGUUGUUUUAUUAAAAACUUUGCCUCCCCCUUUUUCCAGAAGUGCAUGUUUCAAUGGAUGAAAGAAAACCCACGACAGGCUAUUGAAGUAUUAUUUUUUGUGCAUGAUGACUAAUGAAUUAGCUGUAUAUUAGAAGCAGUAUAAGCACCCAAAUAACAGAUUGCUGAUAUGUUGGUACUGGAGUGUCUUUGCCAAAUUUGCGUGUGUGUGUGUGUGUUUGUAUGUGUGUACCUGCAGACCAUAGCCAGACAGCUUGCAGAGAUCUUGCUCAGAGGAAUGUGUGAACAGAGCUACUGGUCUCCUCUUGAAGACCCUCCAACAGUGUCACCAUUAGAUGAUCCGACACGACAAGGACACACUCAAUGCAAAAACUACAGCCUGAGUCGACGCCCACGAGUGUACUCAGGAGAGAAGUAAGUGAUGAUGUGUGUUUGCUGAUAUUAAGCAGGAAGUACAGUCAAAAAUGAGCCAAGAUGGAUCCUAAACAAAACUGUUGCCUGUGUACUUGUCUACCAGUUACUCUAGAUCAUUCUCUGAUGAUUUGUCCUCCAUUUGUCCCUUUUCUCUUCCUCUCAUCCUUGUCCAUCUCCAUCUGUCCGACUCUCUUGGUGCAUUGCUUUCUCUCAGUCUGUUUUGCCCCCAAGAGAACACAGAAGAGGCUUUGCUGCUGCUGCUCAUCAGUGAAUCCAUGGUGAGAAAGAAACACUCUUUAGAAAAGUUUUACACCCCUCUGUAAAGCCCUGUGUUUGCAAAGUUCAUGAUCAAGUGCCAUUUUUGUAGCUAUACCUGUGCUUGUGUGAUUCAGGCAAACCGUGACGCUGUCCUGAGCAGAAUUCCUGAACACAACAACGAUCGUAUCAUCAGCCUACAGUCUGCCUCUGUGGUGUACGACCUGCUGACUAUAGCUCUGGGCAGGAGAGGGCAGUACGAGAUGCUAUCAGAGGUGAGUAAUCCCUCUGUGGACUGCUUAGUCACAGUCGUAGUGAUUGUAGAAAGUGUUUCAGCCCACACCCUUAGUCCACCCACAUAAAAUUACACUUUAAUUCUUUUUCACAUUCAUCUCCCUUCACAAAUUAAUGUUUUAUUGCAGUCUAAUUGGCUCGACAAAGGCUGGCUAGAUGAAACUGAAGAGAAACCUGAUAACACUAAUGAAAUUUGUCCUUUGUUCACUGUCCCUAGUGUUUAGAGAGAGCCAUGAAGUUUGCCUUUGAAGAGUUCCAUCUGUGGUACCAGCUCGCCCUGUCUCUAAUGGCAGCUGGGAAAUCAGCUCGAGCCGUUAAAGUCCUGAAGGAGUGUAUUCGACUGAAGCCUGAUGACCCCACAAUCCCACUGCUGGCUGUCAAACUGUGUAUUGGACCUCUGCACUGGGUAAGGACAACUUUGUAGACAUACACUCAGCAAAGCCUGUCAUCAAAGUAUCUUUUAGGCUUUCACUGACAAUCUCUUCAGCAUUUGUUUAAAGGAAUAUUCCGGCGUGAAAUCAAGUUAGCGUCAAACACACUGUAACAACGAGUUAAACACCCCCUCGAGUUAUGAAUGUUGAAUGACCCCAUGAUAGCAAUACACAGCGGUCUAUGGGUCCACACGCAAACCUCAACCAAAACGCCACAAUUAAUGCUCAGAACAGCACCUAACUUCAAAAACAUAUAGGGUCCCAGUCAUAGUACUAGCCAUCAAACAUCUUUUUAGCUUUGCCUGGUUUCUUUAGCAAAGGGAUCAGAUACAACUCACCUACUCUCCUCCAGCAGCCGCUUGUUUGUGGGGGAGCCCUGAUGAGUCGAUCAAUGAGUGCAGUAGAUCAUUUGCUUGAAGUCAUAACCAUCAUAUUAAUCAUUUUGCACUGCAGAUGCGAUAGUUCUUCUGCCUUAGCAUCUCUGUCUGAUUGCAUUUCCAUGAAGAAAUGCUCAUAAAUGUUCUUCCUUGAGCUGCGAAACUCCGCUGCACUCGUUGAUCGACUCGUCAGGGCUCCCCCACAAACAAGCAGCUGCUGGAGGAGAGUAGGUUAGUUAUGUUUAGUCUCUUAGCUAGAGAAAUUAGGCAAAGCUAAAAAGAUUUUUGGUGGCUAGUGCUAUAGCCGGGACCCUAUAUGUACUGUUGAUGAAGUUAGGUGCUGUUCUGAGCAUUAUUUGUGGCUAUAGAGUGGCGUUUUGGUUGACGUUUGCAUGUGGCUCCGUAGACCGCUGUGUAUCGCUAUUAUGCGGUUAUAACUAAAAGUUGGUUUAACUAGAGAAGCAAGCAGUCGGCAACAUUCAUCUCUCGAGGGGGUGUCUAACUCAGUGUUACGGUGUGUUUGACCAUAACUUAAAUUUACGCCAGAAUAUCCCUUUAACAUGGGAAAAGGAGUGUUAACUGGUCCCAGGCCUGGUCCUGAUUGUUGGAUUCAAAGCGUUCGGUUGAAGAGCUAAUGUUUACAUUCAACCUGAUAGAAAGUAGCAGUACGUAGUGCUGUGAAGUUACACAAGUAAUGUGAAGCUUGACAAGGUUUUUUUUCCUUGGAGAAUACAAUACCUGCAUAUCCAGGGCAGGAUCAAGGAGAGGUAGAGCCUUGAAUAGACAGAAAACAUAAAUGCAUAAGGGAGUUAUGAUAGUGUAGGGGCAAAAACAGGACUCAUUAUUCUAUCCACAAGCAACCAAAUCUGGGAACUGAGAGCAAAACAAAGGAGAUAAAAUGUACAGAUAUAAAGAAUGUAGAGUUUCACUGCCGUCACAUACAGAUGCUUAUCUUACAUACCCAUAAAUGAUUGCUGCAGUAAUAAUUCUCCAUCCUCUCCUGUUACAAUCCAGCUGGAUGAGGGGGAGUGCUUUGCAAAGAUGGUGAUUGACAUGGGGGAGAAAGCAGCUGAAUUCAGAGCCAAAGGAUACCUGGCUAUUGGGCUGGUUUACAGCCUCAAAGCCACUGAUGGUAAGUCCUCUGCCUAUUUUUGUGCAUCUCUGAAUCUUUAGACUGAUGGUGUGGAUAAUCUAAAACACUCUCGUGCUUUUGUGGUGUCGUGUACCUUUAUCCCACCUACUCUAACAAUGCAGUUUGAGCCAUAAUUCUCAGAUGACUCAGGAUUUAUCCAUUUUGGUCUCAUAUUCUCCAAUGGUUGAUUUCUAUCGUCUGUGUAUAGCACUGUGUAUCUUCACUGAUUGUCGCACUGUUUUAUCUGGUUGUAUCGUGUAUCUGACUGCUCUCUGUCAGUCUCUGCCUGUCCCUGACUGUCUCUCCGUGUCUCUCCAGCAUCGUUGCGAAGCAUGCAGGAGGAGUACCAGCGGAAAGCUUUGGGAGCCUUCCAGAGGUUGGGACUGAGCCAUGCAGCUCAAUAUUUCCUCUUUUACACCCACAUUUUCCCUCAGAGUGAUUUUUGUCAAAGCAGAGACAGCUUCCCAGUGCAACAACAUUAAAACAGCUCUGACUGUAUUACCUCACAAAUCCAUCCAACAGUGCCCUUUGAUUACAGGAUGCAGGGAACUAAAACAAAGAAUUUAAUAACAACAAAAAGAAAUACCUAUAAAAGUCUAUGCAAAUAAAAGAUAUAAUAUAGAGGGUUUUAUUUUACAGCAAAAAGAUGUAUUCAAACAUUUUUUAAUGAACAGGCUUUCUGUUUCUGUGUCCUGCAGCAUGUGACGUUUCAUUGUCUAACUGUUGUUGCAUUUUCAUCGGUUAAAGAAAGAGUUCAGUGUUUGUUACACCAAAGUCAGCAGUAAAACAUCAAAAAGUGACCACCAGUGAAGAUUACAUAGUCAUUUACUGAAGCUUGUCACCUUCUUUAUCACAUUGAAGUCUAACAAAGUUUUAUGCAAAGCCUUGUGAGCAUCACCUUAAAGGUAUGGUGUGUAGAACUGAAAUAUCCAGCAGUAUCUAGCAGUCAGAUUCUAGACUGAAAGGCUCUACUGCUCACUUCUACCAUAGGAUACAAGUAUGGUCUUCUAUCUGUCAAGUUUUCUCCAUCAAAAAUGUCUGAACAGUGCCAAUUCUUUUACACAUAACCCCUCUCCUUCUUUGUCUCCCAAUUGGUGCAUUUUGUAUAAAUACCAAAACACAUCAGUCACUAGUCACUAGUGCAGCCUCUGUGGAAGGGAACCCACUCCUGUGAAGAUAUAAAAGGCUCAUUUUAAGUUAACUAAAUCUAAAAGAUUGUCAUAUUCAGGUUAUUAUAUGCUAGUUUAAACAAACUGAUAAAUGUAAUAUUUACUCUAUUAAUCCUACUACACACAGCACCUUUUAAAAGUUAUAAAGUAGUCAGUUUUUUAGUAAAGAAAAGGAGGCAGAAGGAAAUUUCAGUAAAGGAAAUACUGCACAAGCAUUUACAAGGAAAGGCACGAUGCAUUGCUUCAUCCACAAGGGGUGCCAGAGCCAAGACAAUUAAGCUCCUCAUAGCUUUGUCAGUACUUAACAUGUUUGAGCGGAUGAAAAUUUUCAACCAUGUAAUAAGCAAUGUUUUGGGGUCAGAAAGUUUCUAAAUUGUAUAAAGUUCCCAAAAAAUGAGCAACUCAAAUGAGGAAAUUAGAAAACUGUUGUCUGACUCAACAGGAUCCUAGUUACGUCUUAAAAUAUAUCAAACUACUCACGCAGCAUGUCAUCAGAUUAUGCAUUUUUGAAACUGUUACACUGAAAAGACAUGCAUUCUUCUACACAUGUAGUUUCCUCCUUAAAACUGAGUAAAGAUGUCCUGAGUAAUCUAAGUUUUGUCUGUCAGUGAGGUUGUUAAAUGCGAAGUAAAUUGUAUAAACACACUCUGCAUUAUGGAUCACAUUGUAACAGUACUGGGGUAUGUCAUUUCUUGUUUUAUAUUUAGUCAUUUCAUUUGAUAAUAUGAUGUUAGUUUUUCUAGGUGUCUCAAUAUUUAAAUAUCAUCUUGUUAGAUUUUCUUACAAACUCUUUUACUCUGCUGUGUUUGCUGCUGCAGCGACCUAAUUUCUCCACCGGGAUACUUAAAAUUUUAUGGACUCUUAUUAACUUUUUAUUACGCAAGUCUAAAAACACAAAUCCAUUCUCCCUUUUCCUCUCUAGAGCUCAGAGUCUGUCUCCCACUGACCAUCUUGCAGCCUUCUACCUGGCUCUACAGCUUGCUGUGUCUAGACAGGUAACAAUCGUUUGUAAACACAUCAAAACUAUGCAGCUGUGAGGCAUGGAUGCUAGCCAGUGGAACAUCAGGGAACAUCACGUGUCUCUGAGUUUACAUGAAACUUUUUAUCCCAACUGUAGAGAAACCUGUAGUUUGUAUAUGUGUGUAUGUAGAUUCCCGAGGCACUAGGCUAUGUCAGACAGGCGUUGCAGCUUCAAGGUGAUGAUGUCCACUCCCUUCACCUGCUCGCCCUGCUGCUCUCGGCUCAGAAACACUACCACGACGCUCUCAAUAUCAUAGAGAUGGCUCUGUCUGAAUAUCCUGAAAACUUCAAGUAAGAUUUACAGACGCCCAAAGCAUGCAAUUCAAAGCACUCUCUCUCUCUCUCUUCUUGUUAGUGUGUUAUCUUCUGCUUUUUGUGUGUUGCAGUCUGUUGUAUACUAAGGUGAAGUUGGAGUCAAUGUGCAGAGGACCAGAGGAAGCACUGCUCACUUGUAAACACAUGCUGCAGAUCUGGAAGAGCUUCUACAACCUUACCAACCCCAGGUACGCACAUCCAGACAAAACAGUGCCAAGGUUCUAUGCCUGGUGUGUGUUGUGGUUUCCGCCAUUCGAAUCAAUAAUCAGAUACACAAGGUCGCUUAGAUAAGAGCGAGGAAUGUCUUUGCAAGUGAAGGCAUGAUGUGUAAUGAGUGAAUCAGUUGCCUAGGUAAAAAACACUGCAUUAUAAGCAUUGAACUCAAUGAACUGGUGUUUCUGAAUAAUCACAAGCUGUGAAUAGCUACCAGAAGUGUAUUAUCAUUCCCCUGAUAGAGAACCACUCAGUCUCACACUACUGGGCUUUGAUUUGGAAGUAAAGCUGACAGAUCAAACACAGGACAGCCAGGAGACAGCUGUUUGUGUCCCUGCACACCAAAUGUCAGUGUUUGUGUCUUUUCAAUUCAUAUUUAUUUAAUUUUCGAAAGGCUCAAAAUGGGGAUCUUAAAAAAUUAAGAGUCUGCCUUCAAACAUAUUCAAUUUUAUACAAGCAAGAGGUUAGGAUCUACAAAGCAGAUAUGCAAAAGAAAAAGAGUUCAAAUCAAGUGCAGAGAAGCAGUUGUUGAUUGAUUUACAAUGAUUUACACUUCAUCUCUGCAUGUUCGUAUCCUACAGGUCAAAUAACCCAAUGAGACACAUUCAAACACAACAAUCAUUGACAGUGUGUUGUUAACAGAACUUUGUCUGUAAUCCGCUUUAAAAUAAUCCAUUAUUUACCAUGGAGAGGUAGUAUUUUGUACAGUCUCCUUUUGUCAGCGAUGAGAAGUAAAUAUUAAAGGGUCACCAUUCAUGCUUUGUUUAUUUGUUUUUGAUUCAUCCUCUGUUUUACAGGUAAUAGUAAAAAAGAGGUAGAAGGGUUUUGUAAAUCAGACUCAGCCACUUUAUAUACCGGUGUGCACUCAAGGAUAGUCAGUCAGAGUUUAUGUUCAGGUCACAAUGGUGAGAGAGGCGUGCACAAUCACUGACAAACCUCAAAGCACAAUGAGAAACAGUGUUCGAAGACUGGAUUGGUGAAAGCCCCCAUAUACAGUACAAUGCUAUAAAGCAAUGUAAAGAGAUAGGAUCUGUUUUUUAUUGAGUAAUAGUUUAUCUUCAAUGUUUAAUCACUCUUUCAAACGUCACUUCUUUUUAGAUGAGAAGUUUUUGUAGAGUUAUACUCUGUCUUCAUUGCGUCUGUGUUUAAACAUGUUUGUGUCUGUGGCAGUGACUCGGGGCGUGGUAGCAGUUUGUUGGACAGAGCUAUAGCAGACAGACGACAGCUGAACGCCAUGACUCUACCUGAUUUUAGCGAUCCUGAGACAGGUAGACACACACACACACACACACACUCACACACAAUCCAUAAAACAUGUUUUUUUUCCCACUGGAACACAGCUGAAGGACAGUAUUCUUUUAAUGAACAUAUUCAGAUUUUCUCACCUGAGUAUGACGCCAGAGAGAAAUGAACAAAAGUUAAUUAUCUCCUCUCCUGUUUGGGAUAUUUGAGGCUGACAUAGAUAAGAGCAGAAGCAUUGAAGCAAAUAGUUAGUUAGAAAAUAAGACCAGCUUUAAUAAUGACUGCCAACCUGAAUUACUUCACAGAGUUAGGAACCCAGAAAACCCCACACAGGAUUCACUUUAUUUCAUUUUAACUUUGUUUUUUUAUUUAUUUUUAUUUUUACUUUUACAAAUUUAGUUUGCAAUAAUGAUUUUAUUGUGAAAUUGGCACCAAAGAUUUGGCUUCCUGUUUCUUAUUAUUGACCAACUCUCCCUUCAAAGGAAAUUUCAGUAGAAAAUGUGACCUCACUCUUUUGUUAAAUGUCAUGGUCAUGGACGGCUUCAGCAUUCUCAUUUUUUUUAUUUUUGUCUUUGUUGUGUUUGAUAAGUUGCUGCUGUUUUGAGAAGGUUCAAAAAUGUAGAAUUUCAUAAAUACUGUUUCUCAUUCGUUGAAAAUGUUGAAUACUGAGGAACAGUGAAUUUUUAUUUUUAUUUUUUUUCAAAUAUUUUUCUUGUUUGAUUUCACUCAUUUCUGUUUUAUUUCCUAUUUGUCUUUAUAGUCUCAGGUUCCUCAUCUUCUCACUCUGGUUCUGAACUGGUCUUCCCUGCCUCUCCAUCCACCCUUUCCUCCCUCUCCUCGCCACUGUCCUCCCCCACUUCCCCUGUCUUCAUCCUACAACCUCCUCCUCUCCCCCCACCAAAAAACCCAUCCUUCUUCCCUUCGUCUUCUCCUCCCGCUGCUCUUUCUCCUCCUCCUGCGCCCACCAAGAUCAGGACUUACUCCUUUUCCAAUGCAGUCACUCUUCGCCAGCGCUCCUCCUCUAGUAAUCCGCCUCCACAUAAACUCAGCCUUUGGCAUGGUGUGAAGAGUGACAGAGAGGAAUACACAAAGUUUCUGAGGGAUUGGCUCAUUGAGGAGGUUGCAAGUUCUGUGAUGAGAACAUUUCCAAAAUGUUUAGGGAUCUGCUCCAAGUUAAACAGAACAUUGUUUGAUCUUAGUACUUUAGCAAAAGCCUAGAAGAAGAUAAGGAAAUGUCAGCUGCUCAGUGUAAAAAAUUCAGAAACAUGUGAGACUGUAAAAACGCAUUUCAUUAUGGUGUAGCAGUAUCUAUCAUUCAAUGAUUCUAAAAGCCAAUGAGUCUCAGCUCCAAGGCCACAAAUUUAACUGUUAUUUCAUGCUAAAAAUACCUAAACACAGGAAAGACUCUUAGGGCAGUAAACUUUCCGUAAGCUUUAUUUGAUCCACAAGCAAAUACAAAUGGCACCAGGGUGGUGUAAGGUUUAAUUGAUUCAUAAAUUAAAGGCCAGUUCCCAUGUUUACGGUAAUGGAGGCAAAUACCACUCAGUGCAAUAGUGUGAGUCAUCCAUGUUCUUUUAAUUUGUUUUAAUACAGCCAGAGUUCCUGUGACAGAGGGAUAAGAACACUGAGUGAUGGUCUCUAUUUGAGAUACUUUAUUUAUUUAAGCAUAGACAUUAUGGAUAAGUGUCAUUUAUUUCACAUGGUCCUUAACCUCAUUUAGGACUAUUAAACUUUGUUCCUUUGUGGGAAACAAAGAUGUAGAUGGGAUCGUUGGAAAUCAAUGAUUAACUGUCCCUUUUAGCAAAGCUCCUACCAACCUGUGUGAAUAAAAUACAUGACCUCUGUGCCUCAUUUUACUGGAUGCUCCUAAGUGCAAUAGCUUGAAAUUAUUAGUGUGAACAUUUUUAAUAAGCCCCUAACGGAAUGGGAAAUAUCAAUAUUGUAAAAUUUGCCUAAAGGCAAGAUUUAUGCGGCCUGAAAAUGAGCCAAGACUGGAAGAUUUAGAUCCUGUGUUCUUAUAAAAUGUACACAACACAGUCAAACCAUGCAAGUUUAGCAGUUUUCAUGUAGACAACAGCUACAAGUACAAUAUGUAUAAAAGUAGAAGUUGACCAACACUGAUUCCAAGAAAAAACUAGAGAUAACAUGUAAAAUGUGGAGGAAAAACAGAACAGUUUGAAAAUCAUCUAAACCCUGUAUUUGAAAAAAAAAUGUAAAGACAACCUAUCUAAUAUUGUUGCCAGUAAGUGUUUAAAUGUAAAAUAAAGACUAUUUUUAAUUUGAUGACAGCAACAUUUUGUAAAAAGUCUGGACAGGGACACAUUUACUACUUUGCCCUUAGACACCAUUUUGGAGGAGACAAGUUCCUGAAGUUUUGAAAAAAGAGUGUUGUCUCAUUCUGGAAACAUCAGGAUGUUUUGAUAAAAGAUUUCAGCUGCUCAACUGUCAGAAUGCCUUUGUUGUGCUUCUUUUUUUCAUGAUGCAUCAAAGGGUUUCAGCAGGUGAUGAGUUGAGACAGAGGACAGGCCGGGUUAGCUCAGAGCUUCAUGCUGUUGCAAUAUGUGCAGAAUGUGGAUUGGCAUUGUCUUGCUGUAUUGUACAUGAUCUCCUCUGAAAAAGUCUUUGUCUGGUUGGCAACAUAAGACAGCAUUCAGCAUUAAUGGAGUCUUCCCAGAUGUGUGAGCUACCCUUGCUAUAAGUACAUGUGCAUCCCCAUACCAGCUGGCUUAUGAUGUGUAAGCUUCAAACAAGCAGGGUUUUACCUCUCCUAUUUAGAGUGGAGGACAUGUUGUCCAGGAUUUCCAAAAAGGAUGUCAAAUUUAAAUUUGUCUGAUCAGAGAGCAGUUUUGAGUCUCUAGAUCAUGGGUGUCAAACUCUCGCCUGGUUACUCUUGUGUAAUUAUAUUUGGCCCGUGAGCCAAUACCAAAUGACUACUAGAGCUGGUCCACCGGUAUUAUACAGCACAUUCUCUAAUACUACAAAUCCCAUAAUGCUCUGCUGUUGUUUUGGCACGUCAAACAGGACAGGACCCUGAAAUGCCCUCUCCUCUGUGACAGUAGUCAUAGCGACCUCAUACUACAACGAUCACUGUGUUACCCCUUCCCAAAACCUUUGCUCAAUACUGAGGUUUUCCUCAGCUCAGAGCCUAAGCCCAGACAUCAAUGAACUAGCAUCCAAGAAGAGAUGCCAGGUAUCUGGCUUGGGCACAUCAGAUUAGAUCAGUGUGUAGCAAACUGAGCAAUAAUUAACGUUUUCAUUAUGCACUUUUUCUUGCUACUCCAAGGCAGGGGCUUGAAUGGUUGAUUCAUUUAUUAUUGUUAUUUUUAAAUUUAUUAGCUAUAAGUUUAUUUUUAUAGUUAAAUCAGAAGGCUGCAAAUAGAAAAUAGGCAUACAAUUUUUAUUUAAAUUUUAUUUAAUAAAUGAAUGCCAUUGAUGUGUUUUUUCAUUUGACAAUGUUUGGGUCCAUAUUAAAAGGUUAAUUUGUUCAACAUUGGCCCGUGACUUUGUUCAAGUUUUAAAUUUUGGCCUACUUUCGUAAUUGAGCUUGACACCCCUGCUCUAGAUCAUGUUUAUACAUGGUUCUCUCUUUACAUGGUACAGUUCUAACCCACAUUUGUGGAUGUAGCUACACAGUGUUAGCAAAUGUUACGUUUUGGAAGUGAUUUUGAGCUCCAAAAAAAACCAAAAAACUCUGAUAACGUCAUAUAUAUAUAUAUAUAUAUAUAUAUAUAUAUAUAUAUAUAUGUAUAUAUAUAUAUAUAUAUAUAUAUAUAUAUAUAUAUAUAUAUAUAUAUAUAUAUAUAUAUAUAUAUGUGUAUUUAUUUAUUUUCUUGUGUAACAGGGACAUUUCUCGGUUUCAACAUUUGAUGUGUUUUCUGUCCUCUGUAUCCAAUCAAAUGUAGGCUCAAUGGGAUUUGCAGACUAUCAAAUGCUGUUUAUACCAACAUUUUACACUGAGUUUUAGUUUAACUUAGCAGCUCACUUUUCUUAGACCUUUCUUUGGUGCUCGCUUGAAGCACUAGUAGAUAAUUUUGGUAUUUUCUCAUCACUGCCACAACCAAUGACCCAACAACCCAAUUUGCUCCUUCUAUGACUUAAAACACAAAGCAAGUCUUGAGUUUGACCAGAUGUCUAAACCUCACAAGCAUGGCCAACACACAUAUAUAUCCCAACCCACUAAUCCAUAGGAAGAACACUGUGUGUUUUUAAGUCCGAAAUAACCUCCUUCCUGCUAUUAGCCUGAUGUUAAUCUGUGCAUGUAAACUUGCAGAUGAUUUGAAUACUGAUCUGAGUGUUGUUGAACCUUAAAGAACUUUAGAGGGUUUUUCUGUAAUUAACUUCACAAACACAUCUCAAACUCCAAAGUUAUUGAUCAGUUGGGAUCAUUUUGAACGUUUCUGGCUUUAGAGUCUCAGGUUUAUUUGCUUUUACCCCGUCUGUUCGUGUCCUGGUUCAGCUAACAUCUGUAUUCUCCCCUUUUUCUCCUUCCCUUGUUUUCUCUGCAGAUUUAUCAUAAGGCCAUCUUUAAUUUGUCUUGAUACAAAUUCCAACUUUAUGUCAUCUCUCCUGCUAAUGGUGUUUGUUAUUAAAAAUAAUGGAUGUUCUUUUCAUGAAUAAUUCAGCUGCUUCAAAAAACAUGCAGUUUUUUUUUUCUUCUUCCUUAUUUUCUCGGUCAGCCUGAGAACAUUUACAUUAUUCAAAGCUGUGAAAGUACAUCCACUGCUGUGAUUGUGGAGUUUUGAAUUGUACCAGAUGCUUUGGUAAAUAUAUUUGUGUAUUACUCUGGCGGUUUAGCACUUUUCUCAUGCUUUGUUAGGCAGAUCAAAAGCUCCAUGAGUUAUAUACUUGGUGCAGACAUUUCGAAUUUAAACCAACUGCAACAAAAUGCUGCAUCAAUGAUAAUCUGCUCUGUGCCUCAUUUUGAGAAUAUGUUUCAAGUUAAUAUCCUGAGCUAUGAAGCAGGGGAAGAUAAGCCUCUAUCAGCUUUUUGUCAUGUAAACUCUCUGGCUCUAAUGAUUACAGAUUACAGAGUAAAAAGGCGUAAGUGGAAACAUCUGGUCUCAUCCGAGUAAUCUGCAGAGCUACUUGACGAAUGGAAAUUUUCUCCUUGUGUUCUACUCUCCUCCUUUUGGAAUCAGCAUUCUUUUCUGUCAUUAUAAUUUGGUUAUUUCUUCUCUGCCUCUUUCUCUCUUUUAAUCAUUAACAAUCGUCUUUCUGUUUUUUUCACAUCCCUCCGUUUUUCAAGGCGGCCUUCAGGACGCUAACACUCUUGGUUUUUCCUCCAUGUUUUCUGUUUGUAAGUAGCCAUCUAACCCCCAUCUGAUCUUCCUUUUUUUCAUCCAUUGUUCUCUUCAUCGUUUGGUCCAUGAAGACCCUCUUUGUUCUUGACAAGGUCCCCAUAUAUGUACAGUAUUCAUACCAAGAAAAUAUGUACAUAUAUCCCCCUGCUUUAACUUCGUCUGCAGCCAGUUUACAGGAGAAUUGUUCUGAGUUGUUUUCAUGUUGACAGUAUUUGAUUUAAAGGAAUACAACGACUUAGAGGGAAAAGGUGAUGAGCACACAAAAAUCUCACCCUUUUUUUAGAAUAAAGACAUAUGAACAUGUUGAAUUUGCUGGAAAUUUGCUGCAUUGCUUUCAUUUUCCAAGAUAUUUAGUUGAUGGAGCUACAGACAGAUCAGUGAGUCCAACAUGUAAAUACAUUUCUGCCAGUUAGAAAGGAAAGAAAACGCUCAGAGUGACAUCUGAAAAGAGAGUAAGGAGCAGCUUCCUAAUUGAAGCACUUACUAGAUUCAUCCGAGGCAUGAGAGGAAAAUCACUAAUGAUGUUAUGAAUACUAAUAUUUUAUUUUUGUGUCCUCAAAAGUGCAAGGUCCUGAAGGAAGAUGAAUAAGUAGCUGCAGUGAUGAAAAUCCUGGAGAGCGAGCGAGAGAGAGAGAGAGAGCGAAGUUUGCAUUAUUAUGUCCUUUUUUAUCUGUCAGGAUUACAUUUUUACACACUCAAACAGGAGAAUUCACCAAUUUUCUGCAAAUAAAUUUUGCAUAAUGCUCGACUAACCAGCUUCUUGUAUGGUGGCUGAUGGUGUUGUGUUCCUGUAAGUCAGUGUAUUCCUUUAGUUCAUUGAGCAGCUUUGGUGCAUGUGUUGCUGUGUGAGCUGUCCACAUUUAGGCACAAGACACAGCAGGGAACUACUCAGCAACACUUGAACAAAUCUUUAAAUUUUAUGAGUGACAACUUAUUUUUGUAAAAAUGAAACAAUGUUGUUGUUUUUUUUCUAUUUUUUAAUCAGGUUUUAGAAACAUUUAAAAUACAAGGGACACAAAAUGGAAAAAGCGAAAGGAAUCCUUGUGAAUUUAUUUAGCGCUACUUCUUCACUCAUUUCUCUGAUUUAAACUUUUCCUGCUCUUCACUUGGACCCCUUUCUGUCUGUAUGUGAUGUGGGACCUGCAAUGCAUGAUUCAGUUAAACAGAGUGAUGUUCAGGGAAGAGGAAUUGUAUUCACUUGAGCACAGGUCUGUCAGAUUCUCAUAAAUACAUUUUAGGCUUACAUGUCCUUUUCAACAUGCUGUUACAUCUUUGGCCACUGUACAAAUCCAGGCUGCUGCAUGUUGGCAGUUUAAGACAUGACCUCUGACAAUGUGCCCAUUAAACCACGCCACUGUACUUCACCUUUACUCCUGUUGAGUAUGACGUAGCACAAAUGACAGAGACAUCUUUUCUUUAUGACCGCUGAUCCAGAAGUCAGCAACACAUUUACUCCCUUUGUACAACAUGCAGAGUGCUUUAAAAUCUCCAACUUUUCAUUUGAUGCCAAGCAUGCUAUAAUGGAGCAAAAGUAUGGCAGAUAAGUGCAUGGGAGGUGUUUUGUCACAUGAAGCUUCUGUAGCAGUGAAGAGUUCAGCCCAUUGCACUGGUAUACCAAAACACAGACUAUUUUAUGUUUCCUCUUCUCUGUUGUCUAACAGUUUUUAUAUUGUUCAGGAUGUGAAAGCAUCAACUUAACAUCAGAAAUCAACACAAACCUAUAGUAUAAUUCUAAAUGUUUAAAUCAGUGCAGCAGCUGUAUCAGAAUUAUUGCAUUCACUAAAGAGUGAAAAGUUUAUUAUAAUUGUGAAGAAUUUUGUGUCUCACUCAGAGUCACAUUGAAACAAAAGAAGAUAUUUAUAUGACAACAGCACAUACUAGACAAAAAGAAGAUGGCAGAUGAGCUGCACAUUUAGAAAAUUUAGGUAUAGUUUUUGUUUAUUAGUAACACAUUAAGAAAUGUUUGGAGGUGCAGCAGAAACAUCCUACUAUCCUCUGCUUUCACAGAUCUGCAGUCCCUAUUGCUGGCCAUUUUGCGUCCCUGUAGUAAUCUGAUGUCAUUCAACGCAGAGACAAAAUCCAAGGCACACUUCCUUCACUUACUAAUCAGCAGAGUGCAGACUGGUGCAGUGUAUAUGCAUGGCGGUGCAGAAAUUAAUUCAUUUUAACCUGGUUAAUCCCGGGCCAUAACACCGUGUGCUGCAGCGUGUGGAAUGGUGUGGACUGAUUAAAAGCUUUAGUGCAGGAACAGGAAACUGUGUGCCAAUGUGGGCCCAGAGUUUUGAGCUUCAUUACUGCACCCAAACACUCCAGAUUUCACUGCUCCUCGCCUCUGUCUGAAGUUGUGGAUCAUUGAAACCUGCUGCUGUGUUUGGUUGAGUUUAAAUCCUGCAUUGUGGCACAUGGCUGCCUAACGCUGCUGUCGUAGAAGUAAGUGUUUACCUUUUGGAGAUGUGUGCGUAACGCUUUGAUUCUCUCCCUUUAGGUUCAGUUCAUGCUACAUCCAUCGCAGCCAGUCGUGUGGAGCAGGCUCUGUCUGAGGUCGCCUCCUCCCUGCAGAGCAGUGCCCCCAAACACGGACCUCUGCACCCCUGGAUGACCCUGGCUCAGAUCUGGCUGCAUGCAGGUAUUUAUAUGUACAUACAUGGGAAUUGAAGUACCAACCAUCCCCCUUUCCCUCACCCUUAGACUGUGAUUCCUGUCCAACUACACCCACCAACAGAACUAUGUGGUGUUAAAGAAAUUCACCAAAAUACUGAAUACUUUUAUCUUUCCAGAGCUUAAAAAUCCUCUAAAUAAAUAAAAAUCCGAAGUACUUCAUCUCUGUCUGUCUUUGGUUAAUAAAAACACUGAAUAGUUUAUCUCUUCAGCCCCUCAACAACAUUGAAAUAAUCAAUACUAGGGUUGUUUUAUCUUUUCAAGCCUUUUUUAUUGUGAAUGUUAGUGAAACUGACUCUCCUUGUUGCUUUUAUUUCUUGUUGAUUCAAUGGGAAGAGGUUCAUAUUUUAGAGAUUUGACAAUCUUACAUAAAUACCCUUUUAUUACAACACAUUUAAUGUUGAAACUGGAAAUUUGUAUUAUUUUAUGAGAAAAAGUCACCUACUUCUUUUAAACCUCCAGAGUCUUAUUUAGAAGCAGUUAAGUCAAGGGCAUGUUUAUCCAGAGCUCUUUUCUGGACUUAUGAAAAUGAAAUGUCCCAUCCUACACUGAUCCAAGAUUUCAGCUGGUCAACAAUUUGGGGUCUCCUUUUGGUGAGUUUCCUUGUGUCACAUGUUUUUACCGGUUGACAAGUUGGAACUUCUAGCAGGCCAAUUAAGUACCAAGACUCCUCUACUUUAAAGCCAUGUUAUUAUAAUACAUGUGCCAGGUCUGUCCUGAAAAUGGAAUCAUCUGGAUGGCAGUAUGUGUGGCUCCAACACCUGUAUUGUUCUGCAUUUAUGAUGCCCUCCCAGAAAUAAAUUGGUCACAGGACAGUACGUACAUUGUUCUCUCCUUGCAUAGUGCAGAUUUAACAUGCAUUUGUGGAUACAGCCAGAAACUUUGUUCACAGAUGAUGUUUUUUGGAAGUGUUUUGAGCUCAUGCUAUGAUUACCAGCCCUGCGAUGAACUGGCAACUUGUCCAGGGUGUCCCCUGCCUUUGCCCAAAGAUGCUGGGACAGGCUCAAGCCCCCACGCGACCCCGGGAACGGGAACAAGUGGUAGAAAAUGGAUGGAAAUGAAAUGCUGUAAUUACCACCACAGAGUCGUGUCUUUUUUUAGCAAUUAUUUACAAAAUGAUUGGCAAAGCAUCAAAAUCUGUUUUCAUUAACACUAACCCAGCUUUUCUUUGGUACAGGGUUGUAAAUAUGGUCGGUAAGUUCUAUAUGCUCCAAGGUCAGCAUUUCAAAGGGGGAGCUUACAGACAUAUUGAUUAGGGUCUCGAUAGGAUAUAGAUAUAAAUAUCAGCCAAAAAACAAAUAUCAGAUUAAACUGGCCUGCAUCUAAAAUCUCCGAUAUCAUCAUUCCGAUACAAACAGUCCAUUUCAGACUCCACUCCAGCACCUCUAGGUAGCAGCUCCUGGAUCCAGCAUGCAGAGCCCAUGUAAUCACAACAACAGUGUGUACUAAGGUACUAACAAAGUAGCAAGGAGUAAGAGUGAUGUCGGCUGUGUGGCAGUGUUUUUUGUUUAAGUCCAAAAAAGACAUUGCAGCUGAGUGCAAAACUUGUCAUGCACAAGUUUGUGCCAAUAUCAGAUCAAUAUCAGUAUCAGCCGAUACUGAAGGCUACAAUAUCGUUAUCGUAUCGAAAGUAAAAAUGAGUUGUAUCAGGACACACCUAAUAUUGGUACUCAUUGAUCACUAAGUUCCUGGUACUUCCCCUCCAUCACAUACUGCAAUGCGCCAGUCCCUCAACCUUACAAUUUUACUAUAAUGACACACAUGACAAUCUUUCUUAGAGCAUCCACUAUAUUAUGCAACCAGCUGAGUGCUAGGGUAGCAUUUGGCUGCAGUUUUUAAGUCCUAAAAUCAGAUCAGAUUAAAUUUCUUCUGGAGUAAAGUGGAAUCCUGAUUCUCAUUUUUGCAUCAGCUGUAGACACAAACAUCAACAAACUGUAGAGUAUACAGAUACAUAAACAGAUGGAGAUAGAGAGAACACACACACACACACACACAAACAGAAGUUGUUUAUGUCCUUGUUUAUCUGUCCAGCUGCUUCCUGAUGUAGGUGGUCAUUUCCAGCUUGGCGACACAGCUAAUGUAAUCAUCCAAUCACAAGACAGACAAGCAGGCUGUUCAGAGCCGCUUCCUGUCCAUCUCAGUCUUUGUUUGUAUCUUUCUGUCUUCAUCAUGUCACCAUGUUGAAUGCACUGGCUGACCUUUACUGAUGCAACUUAAGAGGAUAUUUUUAUCAUACUUUCUCACUGCUGGGACUCUUUAUCUCAGCACCAUCCUCAUACAAAACUCCAACACUCUUUUAGUUUUCUUUCAUGACGCAGAUUUUAAGAGUAUUUCUCACUGUAACUCAUUAAAGUGUGACCACUGAGAAUCAUGUGUUUGCUUAUAACAGGCUAAGAUUAAACAUCGCACAAAUGUCAGUGCAACACAGUGAGACCCAGUUGUUGCAGCUCCUGUGGUUAGUUUUUAGUUUGUGUCAUUUUUAAUCACCAGGCAAAAUAAUAAAAUCAUCUGUCACCCCUCAUGUCACUCAUUGUGAAGAUUUUCUGGGGAAUUGUAAACAAAAACACUUUUUUUUCUGCAGUAUCACUUAGUCUGAAACCAACCCAAUUUAAGCAAAUGCAGGUUUUUAUAAAGAAAUCUUGCUUCUGACGAUCAUUUUUGAUCAUUUCAGUCUGAAAAGCUUCUCAUGUAAGCGUUAUUAAACAUUGCUGUCCUGAGACAAGAAACACUUUUGAACUUGCUCUGUUUAAAGUCACCUGAUACCAUUGAUGAAAGCAGUAGUUUUAUGCUGCGGAGCUUGGGAAAAGUUUGUUUACCACUGCCUCAACCACUUAGGUUUCUUUGCUGUUUUAUUGUGUUGGAUCUAAACUAAUCUUUUAAGCCGCCAAAAUCCCACAAAACCACAACAACAAACUGAUUAAGGCAGCUGUAGCUCUCAGGUUAUGUAAGGUAAAAUAAUUGUUUUUGUUAACAGAGUCUGGUGGCUUUGAAGAGAUUGAGUCUGAACAACUCUUACAUCAACAGAAAGGUUAUUCUUCCCACAGUAUAAGACACUCAAAUAUCCACCAAGCCUCUUAGUGGCAAAAACAAAUCAAGGCAGAUGGCUGUACUGAUCUGGGGAGAUGUAAAGAAGUUUUAUUGCGCCCAGUACUGCCCAUUUACUCGUGUUGUUUUGAGACUUUUUCUACCUGAUCGAGACCCAUUAGUAUGUAACAACAGGGCACAAGUUCAUAAAUAUUGAUCCCCCUUGGACACAAGAUCUACUGCACUGUUUAAAUGUCAAUACAACACAUCAAUUCAAUUGUUUAAAAUUCAAAAAGCGGUGGGAAUGCACCCUCUUUAUAUAUCAGAAAAAACAGUCCUAAUUUUAUCAGGAGGGUGUUUUAUAUAGACUUUGUUUUAGGUGCUUUUAACGAGCUACAAGAUGACUCAACAGAAACCCUGGGUUUCAAAAGCGAUGCAUACUUUCAGACAGGGACUUGUUGCACUCACAGUUCUCUUGUCAUUUCUGUGAUGUUUUUUUUUUCCUCGUCGUCUGUAUUUCUCUCAUAGCUGAGGUGUACACCGGUAUGUCUAAGCCCGCUGAGGCCACAGCCUGCACUCAGGAAGCAGCCAAUCUCUUCCCCACGUCCCAUAAUGUGCUCUACAUGAGGGGGCAGAUAGCAGAGCUGAGAGGCAACACGGACGAGGCCAAACGCUGGUAUGAGGAAGCCCUGUCCAUCAACCCGACACACGUCAAGACCAUGCAGAGACUGGUAAUACACAAAUGCUGUGAUGUGCUGUGAUGUUCUGUGAUGUUCUGUCCUUGUGACGGUCUCUUGAGAACUUAACAAAUCUUGUCCUGUCUGCCUGCUGUGUCCUUAAAAGGUUUGUUUGUUUUAUGUAAUCAGCCUCAGUCCUCUGGGACAGCUACACUGUCCCCUCUCUGCGAAGAGAGGGGACACUAUCUCUUUUUUCUCUGCUUUAUUAUUGGCUCAACCUCAUUAUGGCCACUGCACCCUCUGCUCACAGAAGAGACCAUAAAAAUUUUAGAGAGCAUUUUGCACCAGAGAUAACUAAUCGUGCUUUAUUCCACCAAAGUUAAUAUCCAUUAAUAUACAAGAUAGAGUUAUGCACUGAUGUGAAUAUAAGACUUUUUUUUUUUUUAACCUUUGAAAUACAUCUGGAUGAAGUGGGAUGGCCUUAUGUUCAGGAUUCAUUCAUUAAAGGUCUACAUUUGUUACUAGAGACAGUGCAACUUUUUUAUAAAGCAGGUGUGCCCUUCAUGACUGAGGCCAGUUGUCUCUCAUUGUGCCAGUGCCAGGGGGAAGAGAAAUGGAGAGACAAUGUGAUCAAAGUUGCUAAAAGGAGGACAAGUUAACUAAAAACUGAGUCAAAGUUUAGAUGCUUCGUUUAAAGUAAAUGGUUAUCAGUGCUGCAGAGACAUUAAAAAACUGCCAAACAGCCAAAAAGGUUGAUGUUUUGGGAAGAUAAGUCUCAUCUUAAAAUGCUGUACUUGUCCUGUACUUCAGUGCAUUUGCCUAUAAGUAAUAUACUGUCAUGACAAAUCAUGUUUUUUCUUCUUUGUCUGCGUCUCUGCUCUGCAGGGUCUGAUUCUUCACCAGCUGCAGCGGUACAGUCUGUCUGAAAAAGUCCUGAGAGAUGCUGUUCAGGUCAACAGGUAGAGGAGAGUGUGUGCUUCUGCAUCUGUCUGUGUAAUAUACUGAAUCUUUAGACUUCAGGGCACUUGUGUAAAUAUUCAUUUCCUUUUCUGUACUUGCCUCUUUUCUCUCACUUCACAUCCUCUCCUUUACUCCUUGACUGUCUGCACUUUUCAUCCCCUUUUUCCUUGCCUCCUCCUUUUUUUUCCCCAUUACUACCCUCUUUUUCCAAUCUACUCCUGUCUUUUCUUUUUUUUGGUCAUCCUCUCCCUCCUCUCUCGGUCCUCACCCUGACUUUUCUCCUUCCUCUUUCUCCCCCCUUCCUUGUCCUCAGUACGGCCCAUGAUGUGUGGAACAGCCUGGGGGAGGUCCUGCAGGCUCAGGGAAACGCUGCCGCCGCCACUGAGUGUUUCCUCACCGCUUUGGAGCUGGAGGCCAGCAGCCCCAUCCUGCCCUUCACCAUCAUUCCAAGAGCACUAUAAAACACUACACACACACACACACACACACACACACACACACACACACACACACACACACACACACACACACACACACACACACACACACACACACACACACUCUCUCUCUCUCUCUCUCUCUCUCUCUCUCUCUCUCUUUCUCUCUCUCUCCCUCUCUCAAACAGUUAUUGCCUCAGUACUUCAGCACAGUGGCACAAAUCAUGGAUACCCACACAUACACACACAGCAUGCCUGCAUGCCAAGAACACAAAGUUUUACUGCCAUAACUUCAGAUACACACUGUGUUAAAAUAUUAAACAAAACUACACACACGCACAUGCUGCCCCUUGUCCACAAAUCCUUCCCACAAUGCCUUGCUGUGACCAUUUCUGUGUGAGGGCAUGUGUCAGUGAGAUGAUUGGUUGCUUGUGUCUGUAAGUAUCCACCCAUGUCUGUGUAUGUGUGCCAAAGUGCGUAGUUGUGUGUGGUUGUGUGUGAUUUGUAGUACACUUUGAAUGUGUUUGUUGUUUCAUCCCCUUCAAAGAUGUAAAUAAUGUUAAAUUUCAGUUCUCACUCUACCACCACUUAGCAGUCAGAGAAUCCAAGAGUUUACAUUUUGUUUACAUGAUAAGUCCAAAAAUUCACACGCUCUGUUUCACUUUUUUUUCACACACACAAACAUCCAGCAGAUGGGACGAAAAUAAAAGGAUGUGCAGAUCA